ACAGUGGUAGCAGUUGGAUUGACCAUUGCUGCUGCAGGAUUUGCAGGCCGUUAUGUUUUGCAAGCCAUGAAGCAUAUGGAACCUCAAGUAAAACAAGUUUUUCAAAGUCUACCAAAAUCUGCUUUCAGUGGUGGAUAUUACAGAGGUGGAUUUGAACACAAAAUGACAAAACGGGAAGCAGCAUUAAUAUUGGGUGUAAGCCCUACUGCCAAUAAAGGAAAAAUAAGAGAUGCUCAUCGACGAAUCAUGCUCUUAAAUCACCCAGAUAAGGGAGGAUCUCCUUAUAUAGCAGCCAAAAUCAAUGAAGCUAAAGAUUUACUAGAAGGUCAAGCUAAAAAGUGAAGUAAAUAUAUGCUGAAUUUUUUAAAGCAUCUACUAGUUUAUUAUGUAUACAAGCCUGACUUUUUAUAAUAAAAUGCCUCAAAACUUUGAUUUU
Molecule: messenger RNA, 436 nt
Organism: Chrysochloris asiatica (Cape golden mole)
Lineage: Eukaryota; Metazoa; Chordata; Mammalia; Afrosoricida; Chrysochloridae
Gene: DNAJC19
Product: DnaJ (Hsp40) homolog, subfamily C, member 19
Exons: 5
Coding region: 67-342 (91 amino acids)
Biological process (GO): protein import into mitochondrial matrix
Cellular component (GO): PAM complex, Tim23 associated import motor
Molecular function (GO): ATPase activator activity
Source: RefSeq, a predicted model, not a curated record